This is a messenger RNA of Acomys russatus (golden spiny mouse), 1838 nucleotides long. It is a transcript of the gene Mrps27, whose product is annotated as mitochondrial ribosomal protein S27. Lineage: Eukaryota; Metazoa; Chordata; Mammalia; Rodentia; Muridae. The transcript is spliced from 11 exons. Gene Ontology annotation, cellular component: mitochondrion. The coding region runs from base 1 to 1380 and encodes 459 amino acids. Gene Ontology annotation, molecular function: protein binding. The record is from RefSeq and is a predicted model, not a curated record.
AUGGUGGGACUCACGCAGGGGGGAACGCCCAAUGUGAUCCGUCCACUUCCGGCGGAGGCGGGCUCUGCCUCUGUCCCGUCCUCCUCUGUGCCUGACCCCCCCGGGCCGGCAUUCCACUUGGUACGCUCCAAAAUGGCGUCCCCCGUGAUGCGGUGUGGGGUGCAACUGGCUCGAAGGAUCUCAACGUCUCGCCUUUCCCUUGCAGGUAAAAGAUGCCUGCUUUCUGCAGCGUACGUGGACAGCCACCCGUGGGAAGCCAGAGAGAAGGAGCAGUGCCACCUGGCUGACCUCGCAUCCUCAAUGGACAAAGCAUAUGAAAGAAAGUUGCCUGUUAGUUCCUUGUCAAUAUCACGGUUUGUGGACAACAUUGCAUCCCGAGAAGAUAUAGAUUCUGCAGAGUACUAUCUUUACAAAUUUCGACACAGUCCCAACUGCUGGUACCUAAGAGACUGGACUAUCCACACCUGGAUUAGACAGUGUCUGAAAUACGGUGCACAAGACAAAGCCUUGUAUACCCUUGUUAAUAAGGUUCAGUAUGGAAUUUUUCCAGAUAACUUUACAUUCAAUUUGCUGAUGGAUUAUUUCAUAAAGAAAGAAAAAUACAAAGAUGCUUUAUCUGUGGUUUUUGAGAUCAUGAUGCAAGAAGCCUUUGAAGUCUCAUCCACCCAGUUUCUCUCCCUCUACGUUUUGUACCGUUGCCUAGCAGAGAAGACAGACCUCACGUGGGAAGAAGAGAGGAACUUUGGUGUGUCACUAUUGCUUCCGGGCCUGAAACAAAGGAACACAGUGGGCUUGAGUUCCCAGCUGUAUGGCUAUGCACUUCUUGGGAAGGUGGAACUGCAGCGCGGGCUGCGGGCUGUGUACCACGACAUGCCUCUGAUGUGGACCCCAGGCUACCUUGACAGAGCCCUCCAAGUGAUGGAGAGGGUGACCGCCUCCCCUGAAGAUCUGAAGCUCUGUAGAGAAGCGCUCGAUGUGCUGGAGGGAGUCCUGAAGGCAGUGACGUCUCCAGCUGGCCAGGCUUCAGAGACCCAGCCCCAGGAAGCUGAGGACGGCUUGGACUCAGCCAACCUGGUGGAGCAGUUAGACACUGAGGAACCAGAGCAGUGCAAGCUUCCCCGGUACCUGGAGCGGUUUCAGGCCUCUCAGUCUAAACUGCAGGAGCUGGGCAGAGUUGAGGCCGAAAGUCUUUUGACUCUGACCACCCAGCUUGUAAAAGAAAAACUCCCCACCUGUGAGGCAGAGGACCUGGCUGUUUAUGAGCAGAAACUGCGUGAGUGGCACCUGGAGCGAGUGCAGUUGAUCCAGAGGGAACAGGAGCAGAAGGAGAAAGCGAAGCAAGAAUACCAGGCGCGGAGUGCAGCAAAGACUGCAGCCUGAAGGGCCACGGCCAUGGCAGCAUUCAGCACUCACGGACAGGAUGGGCCUCUGCUGCCCAGCUCUUCCUUUUCUUACAGGAAACCCUGCAGAGCCUGAAAGCCAGAUGAGCUAUAUGUCAAGACUGCAUAUCCAGAUGUCAGGGGCCAGGAAGCUAAGAAAGUGGCAAAUGGUUGGGGUUGAAGCCUCCAGCUAAAUCUCUUAUAUGGCCUUUCAAGGCUCACAGUGGAGUCCUGAGCACAGAGUGUGAAAAGUUCCCAGCAUCUGGUGAGGGUCUUGGGAGAGGCUAUAGUUGAGGAGUCUGGUCUGCUGCACAGGUGUUUGAGUGAUUCCAAGCCCUGCCCAGGCCCAUGGGGCAGUGAGCUUUACAUCCUAAUGUUGUUAAACCAAGAACCACCCACAGUUCAGAGCCAGGUGCUGCCCCAGCCUACCUCCAGUUGACUCAACGCCACAGGCCUCAU